Messenger RNA from Truncatella angustata, 384 nucleotides. RefSeq lists its product as uncharacterized. The record is from RefSeq and is a predicted model, not a curated record. The transcript has 2 exons. Lineage: Eukaryota; Fungi; Ascomycota; Sordariomycetes; Amphisphaeriales; Sporocadaceae. The coding region runs from base 1 to 384 and encodes 127 amino acids.
AUGUCCUCGCGUUCACAUCGGAACAGGUCAAUCCGCCGCCGGAGCCGCCGUAAUAUCUCCCACAAGCCGCAGCAGCCGCAAUAUUAUUACUCAGACUACAACGAGGACAAGUAUUCCGAGGAGGAAAAGCAGCAAGGUGGCGCUCUCAGCGGUCUCGGCGGUACGCAGGCCAUAUUGCCCAAAGGCGAUGCGGUUUCGGCAGCAAAUAACCUCAACGGCGCAACCGGCGCCCUCGGCAAUGAUGCCGGUGGCGGGCUGAACCAAAAAUAUGACAACCUGGGUAAGAGGGAUACACUAAGUUUGGCGAAGUUGGAUCUCAACCUGGAAGUCAAGGGUACGCUCAAGACGAGAAUUCACGGCAGUCUGAAAUUGACUUUGCUGUGA